Colias croceus (clouded yellow) is the source of this 3435-nucleotide messenger RNA. RefSeq lists its product as uncharacterized. The transcript has 9 exons. NCBI's taxonomy places the organism in Eukaryota, Metazoa, Arthropoda, Insecta, Lepidoptera, Pieridae. The record is from RefSeq and is a predicted model, not a curated record. Bases 13 to 3435 code for a protein of 1140 amino acids.
CAGUCCUUCACCAUGUUGCUUCUACUGCUCUUGUUUCAGCAGGCAACGGCGGACCUACCGCAAGCUCCCAGCAUCAUAAAGAACAUCACAUCGUGCCCCGACGUCGGCUACUUCUUCCAGCGCGAAGUAGUUCCAAAUGCGAUAGACCUUGGACCCUGUCUGCUCUGCUUCUGCAGGGAUCAAUCUGCUGUGUGUUGGAGACGGGAGAGGAGCCGCUGUGAUACGAGCAGUUAUAAGCAUUAUGGUAUAAGAGAAACGAGAGUCAAACGAAGUCCUGCUUUCACUGAUAUUUUCUUCCGAGAUGCUGCAAGAGACAUUUUCGACAAGCGAAUUUCGGAACAAUGCAAGCCAUAUGAGUCGAGUUUCAGUGAAGGAUGUCCGCCAGCGGAUUGGUGCAUUGGCUGCACAGUGUGUGACUGUGACGCAAAUGGCCGAUGGGAUUGUCACAUAUUGAGUUUCUGUCCCAAUAAAAAAGGCAAUAAACAAGAAACCAAACAGAAAGCACCAUCAAGAAAAAGGAUUGUCAAGAGGAAUGAUAAAGGUAUCGGGAAAACGGGGUGGACGAAAAAGGCACCGAAUGUGAAAAGCACCAAACCUCUAAAGAAACCUAAAAAUAAACCACCAUCAAAAAAGCCUCCCGUAAAGAAGCCAAACGCAAGAAAAAACAACACGAAAAUAAAUAAAACUAAGAAAAUGCCUUCUAUUAAUAAAACACAAAGAAAACCGAAAAAGCCAACAAAUACUAAACCUGCUAACAAAAAGUUUAUGAAUAAAAAGCCGUCUCCACAAGAAUUAUCAAAAAAAUCCUAUCGAAGCGCUCUACAGAAUGUAAAACAUAAAAAUGAUACAUACAAGUUAGCGGAGGCAAUUGUAAAAAGAGUUAUGUCUAAAGUGGACAAAAUAAUGUCUGAUAAUAAAAUGAAAAAUCAAAAUGCAGCUAAAGGUAAAGUAGUUCAAAAACGUUCAAUGCAAAAACAUUAUCAUAAGAAACCAACGCAAGCAAAAUCCAAAAAUGCUAAACAAAAGAAGACUGUGAAGAAAGUGAACAAAAAGCCGUGGAAUAAGAAAGUAACAUUGAAAAAGCAAACAGGGAAGCCAACCAAGGGAAAGAGACAAAAGAGGAGCGUUACACUAUCGGAAAAUAUCUACAAUAUUGAUGUGCCUACACCAGCGCCUAAUGAAUCAAACAACUUCACAGAAAUAAAAUUAAUGGAAGAUGUGCAUCUUAAUUCAACCACAUUAUCGUCUCAACCAAUAAAUUAUUACAGAUAUGAAAUCCAUACCGAUGAAAAAACAUUGAAAAGUACCAUGAGUACUACAUACGAUGGAAAUGAGAUUAUAGAAGAUAACAAUACUGAUGUACAGACUAAUUUUAACGGUGUAACAUGUACAAAAGGUAAUAAUAACACUAAAAUUGGCAUGCAUUUGAUAAAAUCCUUAGCUUCAACGUAUAACAAAACUUUUUAUGAUGGAUGGGAAGAUCACAAUGAAAUAUUAACAAAACAACAAAUGAAACAUUCAAAAUAUAAAAAUCAGGAAUUCAUUCAUAAAUCCCAGAACAUCGCUAAGAAAAUUAAUUCAACGUCUUAUUGUAGAUUUAAAAAGAUCUUUAAAGACUUUUUCUUCGCUCUACAUUCAAAUAAUACCGAAGAAGUUAAAGCAAAAGUAAAGAAAAUCAAUAUAAUGUCAGUUUUAAAAAAUUUGUUGAGAACAAUUUUCGAUAAGAAGAAAAGUCGAAGCAAGAAAUAUAUAAAAGGACCUUCACAACAAAAAAAUAUUCUUAAUGCACUAUGUAAAAACUUCGGUGCUUGCCAUCCCAAUUUAAAAGAUAAAACAUUGAAAACAAAAUUGAAACAUUUAAAACAGGAGACUUAUGAUAUUCUAAAGAUUGUUAGAAGUAUCAAAGGGUUGUUAUAUUUAUUGAAUAACAACAAAAAUGUUACUUUAAAUACACGACAAAAGAAUGAUAUUGAGAAAUUGAAGGCCAUUUUAAGGGAAAAUUACUUGAUAGAUCCCUCUCUUUUUAAUGUAACGGAGACGCAACGCGUUCAAGUUGAUUAUAUAAAGCAAAAUGCUCAGGAAUUUGUAAAGUCACUUGAAAAGUUUGCCUUAACACUGAGUGAUGUCCUGAAUAUAAUAGAAAAGCAAAGUAAGUCUAAGAAUAAAAAUUAUAUCAGGUCAUCAAGAUGUACCAAAAAUUUAACAAAACAAGACAGUGCUCAAACCACUGAUGAUAAAAUAAAUAGAUUAAAGAAAUUGUUGCUGAGUUAUAAUUUGGUUCAGAAUAGGUUCAUGUCCAAAAUGUAUAAUGCUUUAUUAAGUUUACAAGGUAACGUGAACAGCACAGAUAUCAAACCGAGAGAAACAAAAGUUAAUAAUUCUACUCUCGAUGCUUAUUCUGAAAGAGUUAUUAAAAAUCUAAGAAAGCUUAUGAAUUUAAGCCAGAGAUUGAAUCCUAAGAAACGGUUUAAAAGAGAAGCAAUGGGAGAUGAAGACGCUAUUGAAUAUUUGUUAAUGCUCAUGGAAUAUUUACUGAAGCAGAAUAAGCCUGUAGAUGCGACUCCAGUAAAUGAUGGAAUUGAUUUAUUGUUAGAAGCCAUCAAAAAUGCACCUGAUAUAAAACCUAUAAAGUAUAUAAGACAGAAUGUUGUCAAAUUUAAACCUGUGCGACCAAGUCCUACGCGAACCACGGAGUCGUUAGAAAAUGAUUCGAGAACUUUAAAUACGGUUGAAAAUAAAAUCAUGAAUGGCGAAGACAAUCUUUUGAAGACAAUUGAAUCAUUUGGUCAUGAGGAAAGUAUGAAAUUUAUUAAGAUUGACAAGCAUGUUACACCUGCUUAUGAUUCAAAUGUAAAUAUUCAUAAUGCAAGGAAAUUUAAUACAAAAGAAGAAGAAACAAGUGACUCGGUUCCUGUAUACAUAAGCACCAAGCAAGAUUCAGCGCACAAAGGAGAUGAAUUCGAAGAUAAAUUAAUAAAGAGCAAAUACGAUAUUUACAAUGCCGAUGCCGAAGAAGAGUAUGAUGACAUAAAAGAAGAUAAAGAUGAAAUUAAAACAACACUUGACACUAAUACAAAAUACGACAGAUUUCAAAUUAGUCCAAAGCUGGACUGGGUUGAAGAUAAAAUGGAUCAGGAGCUCAAAAUGUCCUCUCCAGUUACAGAAUCAACAACGAAGUUAACUACUGAAGCUCGUCGGACACACAAGGCUCGACUUGUUACCCGAACAAGUAAAAAACGCAUGGACAAAUACGCAAACCCAGUUAGUAGUAUGUCUAGUGAAGAAAUCGAUACAAAAAAGCAAAAUAAAAAGAGCACAAAUGAUAGAGUGAAGCCAAUGGACCUUUUUAAUUCGUUAGAUUAUAAUACAGAGAAAAUGGAGAUCGAGUCUGAUUCUAAGGAAGAUAAAAAUGAUGCUUUCUCUGAUUUCGUAUAA